AUGUUGGAGUACUCGGUUGAGGGAGAGUCUAUAACGCCCGAAGAGUUCGAGGCGGGAGAAUGGACCUCAGUUUUGAAGGCACAAGACCGAUUCAAGAAGUCUCUAUACGGCGACAACGCCGAGAGUACGCCUCGCGAGACGCAGGCGGGCAGCGACGGACGCAAGGCGCUCGGAGCGGAGCAAGUCAAGCGGGGGAGAGCGCCGGUGCGGCAGAAACGACGACCGUUUCUGAAGAUGCCGGCCAAGGAUUUCAAGGUUGUGUGCAGACCCAAGAAUUGGGACUUGAGUGUGGUGACACCGAGGGAACUCGGAUCUGCAAUGAGAGCGGCAGCGAAGCUGACGAGUGCGACUGCAGCGGAAGAGGACCUGGUUCGGGUCAACGAGACGAACAACACGAUGACGGAACUCCGGGAUCGUUACAUAAACGGUGGGGCAGGCGGUUGCUUGCCGCACUACUCGGGAGAGGAAAAUUCGGUACUAGAUGAGGACUUUACGGUGGCGGAGGUGGAGUUUGCCCUGGGGCAGCUCCGUACUACGUCGGCGGCGGGUCCGGACGGGGUUACUAAUAAAAUGCUAAGAAACCUGGAUUUCAAGUCGGUGGGAGCGCUCACCGACUUGAUGAACAAGUAUUGGGUGGCCGGGGAGAUCCCGGCACAGUGGAAGCAUGCUAGGAUUAUAUUUAUACCUAAGCCAGGGAAGAAGCUCUGUAUUGAGAAUAUGCGCCCCAUCUCGCUCACAUCCUGCGUGGGCAAACUGAUGGAGCACGUGGUCCUCAACAGGCUUCAGGGGUAUGCUGAGGACAAGGAGUUUCUGCCUGCAACGAUGCUUGGCUUCAGGGCCAAUUUGUCUACGCAGGACGUCAUGAUACAGCUGAAAACGGACGUGAUUGAUCCUGGGCCGUACGUUGUGCCAGACUACUUCAAGCGAGUCGAGUUUCAGCAGCGCGGCAGCGCGCACGUGCACGUCAUUCUGUGGCUGGAAGACGCGCCCGAAGACGAGGAGCUCAGCAGAGCCGAAGGGGCCAUGCCCAAGACGCUGGACUGCCGGUUGUGCCGUCAAACAGACCGAAGCUGUAUCCGCCAACCUCCCAAUGGAUUUGUCAUGUCCGUGGGCAAAAACAUAACGAAUCAGCUAGAAGCGCGCGCCGCGUGA
Dermacentor silvarum is the source of this 1152-nucleotide messenger RNA. RefSeq lists its product as uncharacterized. Lineage: Eukaryota; Metazoa; Arthropoda; Arachnida; Ixodida; Ixodidae. The coding region runs from base 1 to 1152 and encodes 383 amino acids. The record is from RefSeq and is a predicted model, not a curated record. The transcript has 4 exons.